AUGGCCGCAUCCAUAACCGCUGCACUCUCGUCUUUUGCGCAGGCCGUUUCGAGCGUCGUCCUCGCUGUGUUCAACGCGGCUCUGGCCGUGUUCCAGGCGGUGAUUGCGCUCUUCUCUGAGAUCGCCACCGGGGUCCUGCAGAUUGGCCAAGCUGUCGUGAAGCUUGCAACUGAUCUCGUGCAAGAUACGCUUGGCUUUGUCUUUGCAAACUUUUUCCUUAUUCUCCUGUUGGGAGGUGCAUACUAUUGGUAUAGCAACACUCAGGGUGCGAAGAGAAGCGGGGUGCGAAAGGUGUGA
Phanerochaete carnosa HHB-10118-sp is the source of this 297-nucleotide messenger RNA. RefSeq lists its product as uncharacterized. The record is from RefSeq and is a predicted model, not a curated record. Lineage: Eukaryota; Fungi; Basidiomycota; Agaricomycetes; Polyporales; Phanerochaetaceae. The transcript is spliced from 2 exons. Bases 1 to 297 code for a protein of 98 amino acids.